Messenger RNA from Ylistrum balloti, 2712 nucleotides. RefSeq lists its product as uncharacterized. The record is from RefSeq and is a predicted model, not a curated record. The coding region runs from base 1 to 2712 and encodes 903 amino acids. NCBI's taxonomy places the organism in Eukaryota, Metazoa, Mollusca, Bivalvia, Pectinida, Pectinidae. The transcript is spliced from 2 exons.
AUGGCAGUGGGCAGCAAACUUGCCACCUAUUCCGACAGGAAGGAGGCUCGUGACAAAGUUGUUCAUGUCAAAAACGUAUAUCUUAGAUUUGCCCUUGAAAAGCAAAUGCUGUAUUGUCCGAGUGUCAGCACGUGUACACUGAGUACCUCUAUAACGUCUGCGUCCUCGUGCUGCACUCCUUGUAGUUGUGAUGAAAAUUCGGCGCCAUUAGAGCAAUGUCCAGACUACAGAGGAAAGGAUACAAGACUCGCUUGUUUACACCCACAAUAUAGCAACAGCCAGGACAAGACAAAGAGAAGUAGAGAAAGUUAUUUAAUGAUAAAUCGGUGUCCUACCGACUAUAAAGACCCAUCCAUUGAACAGCUUUGUGUUAGAGGACAAACGAUACACCCGUACAACAUAUCAAUGGUGUUGCCAGUAACGGAUGUCACCAAUAAAGUCACAUAUAGAAACAUUUUCUGCGCUGAGUGUAAUUCUCGAUCAGAGCGAGAUCUUGUAGCCUGGUCCAGCUACUUGAACUGCUCUUCACAAUCAGUGCCAGAUCCGGAAACCAUUAGAGAUCUUCUGGAGACGGUUGCUCAUAACAACCAAUGUAAUGUGUUGUUCGAACCAUCUAAUCACAUGACCUUGACAAAGUGCAACACCUCCAGAACGAUUUCUGAAUGUAACGUCACUGGACAAUGGAAUGUAUUUGAUGAUGUCUUAGAUCGAGCGUGUACCAGCUACCGGUCAGUGUACAGGUCAAUCUACCAAAACAUACACUGUUAUAUCUGUAACGUCAACAGCGAACCAUACAAGACUUGCGAGAGAACAGAUGCCUUAAGUACAAACAGUGUCCCGAAUCUCUCUAUAUCGACAUUCUCUGCAGCAAUAGAACCAAUUUUAAUCUCCGACUUACGGUUCCAGCACGACAGUGAGUCUAUUUGCCCCAUCGGAACUCGAUAUGAUGGAAUCAAGAAAUCCUGUCGUGAGAUUUACUGCAGCCCUCCACUCGUGUACAGAAAUGGACAGUGUUCAAGUAUCUAUCACUUCGUCAGUCUCCGUCGAUACUCGGUCACCCUCCUUAUAACGCCACACUUCAACGUUUCCUACAAAUGGAUCACUUCUCCAUGGGCUGCAGGUAAACUGGGUGGUUAUAGUACAACUUACCUGUCCGAUAUCUUGUCUCCGUUACAGGUAGUUGAGUGUUCGUCUGGUGUAGAAAACUAUGUCAAGACGAUACAUGAAGCCGCGGACGUUUUUCCUAGACAGAAUGAGUCUAGGGUGAUUUAUAUCAAAGUUCCUAUGGAAUUUGUUAUUGACGGAAUGUAUAAUGACAUUUCAGUCAUGGACAUGAUUGUUAACAGUGAUGUGAGAACAUAUAAUACCACUAUCAUAGAUCAGGAUAUAUUUUUCGAUUUUUCACUUUUGACCCGCGACAAAUUGGCAGCAAUAAUAAGCGAACCCGUGUUCAUUAACGGAGAGGAGCUGAAGGGAGGUGUUAGGCUUCCGUCCUUUAGCAGUGAGAGCAUGUUUGGAGCGUGUCAUUCUCGUAUACCGGCCGUCAAGUUAUCAUCGUUCACAUUAUGUUCUAAGGUGAACAUUUCAAAUGACGACUACAAUACUACUAUCGUUAACGACAACUCAUUCUGUCUAUUUGAUCUUGAUCUUUGCUUCAGCCAGGAAGAAUUUGAAUAUAACGACAAAUAUUCAUUGUUAUGCAGCGAAAGAUUCUUUGAAAGAAUUGACAAACUGUCUUCAAAUGUUGCAAAGAAUUCCACGUCAGACCAGGCCGUCCAGAUCCAUGUUGGAUUGGUGUUAGUAUGUCUGUCAAUAGUGUGUUUAGGUGUGACUUUGUUGUACGUUUUCUGUAUCUACAAACCUCGGACCUUGACGUCUUAUAUGUUACUAGGACUGGUCGUCUGUCUUACACUAUACAAUAUAGUGCUCCUCAGUGUUCCCUUUCCCUUUGUAUCCGCUUAUAGCUGUCGCAUGACAGGUGCCUCACUUCAGUUCACUUCCAUUUUGUCCGUGUCAUUAUUACAACUAUGUGUACUCAAUAUUGCACUCAGGAUGCGAACUGAUCGUCAUUUCCAAAAUCCGUAUAUUCUAAAAAUAACGUAUGUCUCUUAUCCCGUCAUCAUGUCAUCUACUAUUGCGUCAGUGACGUAUUGGUAUACAGUCAGCCAAUCACCUGAUGUCACGGUUCCUUGGAUCCCAUGGAGACUGCCGUGCUACUCUGCUGUGAAUUCACUCUCUCUUUAUAUCUCCAGCUUUCCUGCCCUAAUACUGUUGGCACUAACCUUCUUAGUUUGUCUUGUGCUGGCUAUUUAUAGCUAUGCUAUGUCCUUUGAGAAUGAUGAUGUUGAGUUCGUACAUAUAUUUGGUGUUUACUGUAAAAUAUCUUUCAUCAUGUUGCUCGUCCAUUCAUUUUGGUAUCUGAUUUCUUUCGCGAACUGGACAGGAAAUGUCUACCUCUUUCUUGCUAUGAAUCUGAUCUCAUCGUUGUAUAUAAUGUUGUGUUCCUUUACGGAUUCAAAACUGAAAGCCACAUAUACUAGUACAGCGGAAACGCGUAAAAAACGUGAAACUCAUGACACACGUGACUUGAAAAGGACUUCCGGUUGCCCCUGUAAUCCAGUUAGACGACAACCGAAAGAUUUCAGACCGAUAAGUGAGGCAGUUUCAGAAUCACAAAACGAACAACAGGGACGAUCUUCAUGUCAUUUAUGA